Messenger RNA from Sabethes cyaneus, 1428 nucleotides. It is a transcript of the gene Gorab, whose product is annotated as RAB6-interacting golgin. The record is from RefSeq and is a predicted model, not a curated record. Gene Ontology annotation, biological process: non-motile cilium assembly. NCBI's taxonomy places the organism in Eukaryota, Metazoa, Arthropoda, Insecta, Diptera, Culicidae. Bases 38 to 973 code for a protein of 311 amino acids. The transcript has 4 exons.
GAUCUAAAUCCAACGUAAACACUUCGUGAAACGAAAAAUGUCGAAGCAAUUUGUUGGAUUUUCUGACGAUGAUAUUUAUAAAAUUACACGUCAGACCAACGGAAAAGAUGCCGUUAAAAACCUAUCGCGUCCGCAUCAAAAACCAGUUCGGUUAAGCGAGAAAGCAGCAGCCGCUGCCAAAAAAGCUACUCCGAAAGAGCAUGUGCAAAUGAAUGUUGCCGACUGUAGUACUGCCACCAGUUGCGUCGAUUCCAGCAUCUAUCCAAACCAUCCAAUUCAACAGGCGGUUGCCUUUAAACCUCUGCCUGUAAUGAUGAAUGCACCGGAAGAUGAAUCUAUUCUUGUAUUACCUAAGCAGUCAGUUAUACCUGCCAGUACACCUUCCGUUAACGGCCCUGAAAAUGUACAAACCGUGCUUGGUGGUCUUGCAACACCAACGCAAGGGGGAAUGUUAGCAAUUUCGGAAACGGUGACUCCUUUCAAAGGAAUGUCCCUGAAAGAUUUUGAACAUCAGAGAAGACUCAUGCAGGAGCAAAAUCAACAGAAACGGCAAAUGCUUCAGAAGGCGAUCGAUCAAUAUGCACAAAAAACGGCUGCCGAAGCAACGAAAUUGCAAGAGAUUAAAGCAGAACUCGGAAAGCUAGACUCUGAGUUGGCUUCCGAUGUGGCAAUCCUAAGAAAACAAAUCGAUGCUGCCAGUCUACACUUCUCCAACGUUGAGAAAAAUUACCUCAACAUUGAGAACCUCUUCCUGAAGGCAAAAGUCGACCUUCACCAAGCGCUUGAACGCAAAGAGAUGCUAACGGAGCACCUUUGUACUAUCAUUUCGCACAAUGAGGAGCGUAAGGCAAAGCGGCUUUCCGAACUGAUGGAGAAGGUGGGGCUUUCGGUAAACGGAGACAUCGAUGACACUAUCAAUUCCGACGGUUCCUCUUCGAUGGUUUCGUCAACAGUCGAUAGCACGUCCAAAUAGUACAAGCUACUCUGCAGAAUGGCCGGAAACAAUUACGUACUAAUUUGAUAUUGAUGCAACAGAAAUAACCAAAAAACAAACUAUUACAGUUUUAUGUUGGGUCUUGCAAUGAUCACUUUUUUUAAUAUUCUAGCUUUGUUACACAAUAACGGAUAAAUGUGAUUUUAGUAACGAAUAUUUACAUCUUGCAAAAUACUACUUUUACUACCUAACUGAUAUAUGACUUCUCAACUAUACGUAUAAGCUGUUCAUAAACGGUGCCUUAUGGUUGGUGCUGAUUAAUAUAAAUCUAUUAACUGUAGCUUAGUAAUCACUUCCGGGACAGCCCACGAAGCAAAAGGACAAUAAUAGCGUUUUUAAUAGGCCACAAAGUAUUUUAAUGCAUUUUAUAUAAUUAUCGAAUAAAAUUUUACAAUUUAUACAUUUAUAUUUUCCAAAUAAAUGACGUAAAUCAU